CCGCCGUAGCGUACAAACGGAAACGGCGAAAAACCCCGUACGGUCGCACUGCGCGUACCCCGUUGAGCAGCCGCGUCAGUAACAGCGAACGAGCGUGCGCAUAUCCUCUCGCGCGUGUCCAGGUGUCCUACAAACAUCUAACGAGUGUUUGCACUCCAUACGAUUAAAUAUUAUUAUAAUUUUAUUUUUCAAACUACGACGUGCGGUAAACACGGAAACGCCGCUAAACCAACGAUAGGAUUUCGUUUCGGUACACCGUUGUCGUCCCGUCCUACGCCGAUCGCGCGCGAAAAAUCGUCGAGGCUGCAUCGCGUAACGGUUUUUGGGCGCUCGCUUGGUGAAGCAUACCUUUGGGUCAACCUUUGCGUCUUUCCCGUCGGCUGAUAGUGCGUCGGACGCCGCCGCCGUCGCCGUUUGUCCGCGGCGGACGCCGACGACGACGACGAAGGAGACUGCGACGACUGUGAACGGACCUUCCGGUUCGUCGCCGCCGCCGCCGCCGCCGAGCGUGUGUGUUAAAGUGUUUCGAACGUUCAACGAGUGCCGGCGCGUGCGUGCGUGCGUGCUACCGAGCGACAAUAAUAAUAAUAAUAGUAAUAUCAUUUAAUAUUAUGUGCAAUAAAGCCGCUGCAACUACAACUACGCGGACGGUCGGCGGUAUUUUUGCGGACCAGACCGAUUAUCGUUAUUGCGCAGUUGUCGGAUUAUAAAGAGGAAAAAUGAAGGAAAAGGAGAAUGCCAGUGUAAGUUUCUCCCAAUGGCAGACAUGGGUCUUGGACGCAGUAAAUAAAAUUCGUGGCCAAAAGCAGCGGCCAUCCUUGGAACGUAUUGUGAAUGCAAUUCGCCAGCAUCAUCGUUACCCUGUAGGGGAUAUUGAAACACAAGUUGAACGAUGUGUAGAAAGUGGAGCUGUGUUGAAAGUCUUCAACAAAGGCCAAAAUACUUAUAUGAACCCUUGUGGCACUGCAAAUCGUAAACUGGUUAUUAAUGCAGAUACUGAUUUAACAAAAAUUUUGGUGAAAGUAGUUAGCCAAUUAGAUGAAGAGGGCUCAUCGUAUAAGAACAUUGAUCGGUACAUUCAGCAUGCUUAUUCUAUAGAACUAAAAAAUGAAGGAUGUGACUUGACUUCAUUACUCAAGUCAACAUUGACCAAGGCAGUUGAUAAAGGUUUAUUGGUGUUGGAUGGAAAAUUAUAUAGGUUACCUGUCAGUCCAGAUUCCACUACAUCAUUGAUUGGAACACCAGUCUUAAAAUAUAGUUCUGGAAGAAAAGCACGGUUGCUUAAAGUUGAUUCAAAUGAAAUUGAAACAACCCCCCUUUCACUCCGUAGAGCUGGAAGAAAACGGAAAAAGGUAUCUGUUUGUGAUACUAGUUCACUGACAGAUCAUGAAGCCAGUGACAAAGAAUUAAAUAAAGCUUCCAGGAAUAUCUGUGCAGAUUGUUUAGGUACAUCGGCAAGAAACCAAUGUGGUGAAGCGGAAUCAUUAAAACAAUGUAGAGGUGGUUGUGGUGUUUCAUUGCAUCCUUCUUGUUUAGCUAAUAAAUGUAGUGGCCCUUUGACUACUUUAUUAGCUCGUGGUUCUCGAUGGUUUUGUCAGGACUGUAGAACGUGUUCGGCAAUACCAUCAUGUUCGGUGACUGAGCAUAUGUUUUUGUUAAACUGUGAUACAUGCGAUCGAGGUUAUCAUAUGCAAUGUCUACAACCUCCGGUUGUAGAUAAACCAAAAUUGGCAUGGAGAUGUUCAUUUUGCUUAGAUCACCACGACACCACCAUUUCUAUGGAGGUAGAACCAUUUGAAGAGCGAAGGGGUAGGAAAAAGUCAAGUCUUAAAAACCAAAGGUCUAGCCGUGGUCGAAGUCAACACUUAAAGGUUCAAGAUCUUAAGCUUGGAACACCAUCCACUUUGAGUUCAAUGAAUCAACGUGAUGUCACGGAAGACGGUAAUGUCUCCUCUCCUGACUCCUCGGCUCCCCCCUCUCCCGUUCCGAUUAGCGGCAGUGUGCGGCGGGACACUGCUAUCUCCAAGGAGAAAGCAAAAUUCUUUAGGCAAAGUGCUGCGUUUAAUGCGCGAGGUGUGAACGGGAGAGGAUCUGGUGUGCCGAAAGUCAAUGCCCCCUUAAAUAUGCGCCUUAGCUCUAGCAGCAGUGAUAGCUCCAGCAGCUCGAGUUCAAGCUCGAGCAGCCGGAGUCGCAGCAGCAGUUCAAGUAGCACAACCAGUAGCUCUAGUGAUAGUAGUAACAGCUCUAGCAGCAGUAGUAGCAGCAGUGCGCAUGCUUGUUCUCUUUCUGUGCGUCCAAGCCGGCCCAUAUUUCCUCUCCCGAAAUGUCUCGCCGCAAGGAAUGCCGAUUUUAACAAAUGUCCUUCAAAUGUGUCCUCUAAAAGUUGUAACUCAACAUCUGAGUCGGUUCAAUCCCUUAAAAAAAAUGAACAUCGUUUAAAAAUAAGUAAUAAGCUGAAUGAUCCUAGUGACCUAAAAAAAACUGAUAAAAUUAAUGAUGAUCAAUCUAAAGUAACCCCUAAAGUAUUAUUAAGAGCACCAAAACUAAUUGCUAAAGUUAAUUGUUCACAGCCUAAAAUUUUUCCACUUUCACAUUCCAAAUCAGAUAAUUCAGAUUCACCUGUUUCUCUGUUCAAACAAUUAUUGACAGAGAAUUCAGAUAAACCUUGGGGGUUUGCUGCUUUGGCUGCCAAAGCUACCACUGAACCUAUAAAACCUGAAGUAUAUAAUAGUAAAAAAGAUAAACCUAUUGCUGGGUUUAUUCAACUGAAGGGGUUAUUUGAUGGUUUAAGUCAUUUCUAUUCAACACCAUUACAAUCUCGGACUCGACCUCGAAAUGAAAAAGAUCAAAAAUUAUCCAUCAAAUCUGACCCAAAAGUCACUUGUGCUGAUAAAAAGCUUAAAAUACCAGACAAACAACAAUCUCCUAGUUUUUUGGUUAAGUCAGCAGUAACAUCAAAACUGAUGGAAACUAGAGAAGUAGGAGGAAUAGAGGGUGAUAAAAUGCUUAAUAAUGAUAAAUCCUUAGACAUUUCUCCUUCCGCCUUCCGUGACCAUCUGUCCGUGCCGACGAUACGUCCAGUCACCCGUUCCGUAUUGGAAAAUAUGAGCCGCCUUGUUGCAUCAGACUUACCAUCUGGCGUUUUACAUGAGGAUGUCGAAAUCUAUAAGGAGACAAGAACACGAGCAAUGAAUAGUACAAUUCAAGCACCUGAGUUCAUUACGUCUAAUCAUCCAGUCAGAUGUCCUGCUGCAAUUCAAUUUGGUAAAUAUGAAGUGGAGACAUGGUUUUCAUCUCCUUUUCCACAAGAGUAUGCUAGACUUCCAAAAUUGUUCCUUUGUGAGUUUUGUUUGAAAUACACUAAGAGUAAAUCGGUUUUGGAAAGACAUAUGCACAACUGUAACUGGAGACACCCACCAGCUACUGAAAUUUAUCGGCGUGGAAAUCUGAGUGUUUUUGAAGUUGAUGGAAACGCCAACAAAAUUUAUUGCCAAACACUAUGCCUAUUAGCAAAAUUAUUUUUGGAUCAUAAAACUUUGUACUAUGAUGUUGAGCCUUUCCUAUUUUAUGUUCUGACAAAAAAUGAUGGUUAUGGCUGUCAUUUGGUUGGUUACUUUUCAAAAGAAAAACACUGUCAGCAAAAAUAUAAUGUAUCUUGUAUCUUAACUAUGCCUCAGUAUCAAAGACAAGGGUUUGGACGAUUUCUCAUUGAAUUCAGUUAUCUUCUAUCAAAAAUUGAAGGUCAACCAGGAACGCCAGAAAAACCUCUUUCCGACUUAGGUCAAGUAUCAUAUCAUGCAUAUUGGAAAGCUGUUAUAUUAGAAUAUUUAGACAAACACCGAGACAAUGCCUCUAUUUGUAUUAAUGAUAUUAGCAGUAAAACUGGUUUAAUGAGACAUGAUAUUACAUAUACUCUACAAUCUCUCAACAUGGUUGUUGAAGUCUGUGAGAAAUUGGCAAUUUGUAUUGACUGGAACAUUGUAGAUGCUCAUUUAAAAAGAAAAAAUUCAUCUAAGCAAAUUCCAAUUGAACCAGAAUGUUUAAGAUGGACUCCUUUAAUGCCAGCAUCCAAUUUGUUAGUUUCGCCUGAUGACAAAGACAACCAAGAUUUUGAAGAACCUCUUCCUAUAAAAAUUGAAAUAAUUAAAAGUCCAAUUAAAAAGAAGCGUAUUGUAAGAAGAAUGCCAAUGAUAAAGAAACGUAGGAAAAUGGAUAAGAAGAAGCGUAGGUGUUUAUAUGGCGCCGAGAAAAAACCUAAUUCCAUUCAAUCUAUUGAAACCACAAUAAGUCAAGUUGAAGGAGAACAAAUUGUGAAGAAACAUAAAAAUGGACGAAUAAUCAAUAUUAAAGUAGAAGAUAAAUCCAUUGAAGACCUUUCAACUAAUGAAAAGUCGGAGGCAAAAUGGAAAUCUACUGAAAAAUCAACUAAAAAAGACAAAACGAUUGAAAAGUCUAAGGAGGAAAAGAUUGAAGAUAUUAAAGUUGAAAUAUCAAAUCCUAAAAUUCCAGCCAAAACCAAACAAAGUUCAAUCACAAAUUUCCUUAAGCGUGAAAAUCCAGAUUCCAAAGUGACUGUUAUUCCUAAAAAGAAGAAAAGGAAGUUGCCUCGGGGUGGUAGAUCACGUAAAAGACAAAGAUCUAAAACCCAAAAUGACAGCAUCGAACCUAAAGUCAAGAAAGUUCGAAAAAUUGAACAAGAGUCUUUUGAAAUUGAACCUAUUGAUGAUAAUGUAGAACUACAGCCUGUGAAAAAUGAGAACAUUGACAAUAUAGGCAAUGGUGAUGAGGACAGUACAAAUAUAGAGAGUAAAGAGGAAAAUAAAGAAAUAACUGAAAAAUAUGACGAUGAUGGAGAAAAAGAAAACUUACAAGAAAACAACGAUAAGAGUCCAGAACACAUAAUCGAAGAAAAAGAUGAUAAAUAUACAAAGAUUGAAGAAGAAAAUCCAUUAGAGGAUAAAAUAGACCAAAUGGAUACUGAUGAUGUAUUGAUUGAAAAAUCAAAGAAUGUUAUUGCUGAAUGUUCAAAAACAAAUACAGAUUUCAAGGCUGACGAGAUAACUGUUGAUAAUAUAAUUUGUUCUAAAACUAAUAGUGACAGCAUUAUAAAUUCCAAUGAGGAAGAACCCGAAGAACCCCAAAAUAAAGUAGAUAGUAAUGUUAAUGCUGUAGAAGUAAUGACCAACAAUGACAUUCUAAAAUGUCCAAAUAGCGAAGAGUCUUUUAAUGUAGUCGAUAUGUGUAAUGAUGUUCCUAAAAUAAAACUAUCAGAAUCUGAAAAAGAAUCUUCCAAUAAUGCUGUGGAAUUCACAUGUGACUUAGAGAAGUCUCAGAAAUCUAUUGUGGAUAAUGUAAUAUUAGAAAAACCUAAAGUACAACCUUGUAAUAAUAUUGUGCCUUUGGAUGUGAAGCAAAAUGAAAAUGUGCCAAAUAAUUUUGACAAGACAAAUCUUAUCCAAACUGAAACAAAGCAAUACAAUGACCAAGUUGUUGUAUCGAGUAAAUUCAAAGGAGAUUCUGUUGAGACUGAUUUAAGAAUGUUUGAUAAUUCAGCAACAUGCAAUAGUUUUUCUAAAGCAGAUAUUACUGUACAGCCUCCAAUAUCUUCUAUCACUGAUAAACAGUAUAGUACUUGUUCAAUGGUUACAAAUGAUUUUUGUAAAUCAUCGUCAGAUUCAUCACUGUUAAAUGUUAAACAGUAUGGUGGUGAACCUUUGCCAAAUGAAUACAGUAAAUCAGGGACUGUAGUACCUCCAAAUACAAAACAAUAUGGCGAAGCAUUAUUGAAUGAAUAUAGAAAAUUGGACAUGCAUCAGCCAGAUAUUAACAAGCAAAUGUACAAUAAAGAAGAUUCUGUUGAGUAUUUAAAAAAUUUGCAAGUUAUUCCACCCAUCAAUAGUUCACAGGAAGUGUUUAAGCCUGUGGAACAAUUAAAACCUAAAGUUUCUGAAAAAAAUUAUUCUCCUUCAAUUGUUUCUGAACACUCAAUAGUUGUGCCUAAAUACGACAAUGUCAAACAUGAGAAGCAAUCUAAAAGAACAACACCUUCACCAAAAACUGUGCCAUAUCGUUUGCCCACUGAAGUGCCACAAGUAGAUAAAUCACGGUUACAUGAAUAUUUGCCUACGAUGGGGUUUCUCAACUAUCAAAAGAUAAAUAAUUCUAUAGCUAUGGGCCAUCCAGACAUCUCUAAAACAACAAAGGACAUGUAUACAGACAAAAAAACUGACACUGUUAACAUGAACUUACCCAAAGACAAAGAAGUAAUGAACUUGCCCAAGACUAUGGAUAACAGUCUUUUAUAUUCAUCUGUUAUGCAACAAUCACCAUAUACUGACCAAUCUAUGAUGCACUUAUCGCUCCAUCACCAUUUGGCCCAUUCAUCUCAGUACCACCAUACUCCACCUGUACCUAGUCAGGUGCCGCCUCCUGUUCAUCAGACGAAAUCUCGGAAUAAAAAAAGUGAACAAAGGAGAUUGGCUCAACAGAACCAGACACCCGUUGCACCAUCUUCUCAACAACCCACCCCACCACCAAUACCUAGCCACACACAAUCAUAUCACCAUCACCAUCAAACAGCUACAUACAUGAUGCCACAGCCAUCGCCCUCUAGUCCCUAUCAUCAUUCAGUGAUCCAACACCGAAUGGGUCAACAAGGAGGCACAUGUUCGUCUGCUGAUUUUUACUUAUCCCAUUCUAACCAACACGCAGUUGCUGCAGCUGCACAGAUGGCAUCAUGCAACCUUUCCAAACUUCAACAAAUGACAAACGGAUUGGAUCACCACCGCAGGCACAUCUCUUCGCCUGCAUCCUCACCAGCCUCUUCCCCUGCUAACAUGACUCCACCACCUCAAGCUGCGUCUGCAGCCGCCGCACACUUGCUGCAACAGUCAGCGGUUGCUUAUCAUAAAUUGUACCAACAGGCGGGUCAGACCAAUCAGUCACGCCAGUAUGGUCAUCAAACACGCGGUUCUCCGGCGUCACCAAACGUUGGUCUUAUGACAAUGCAGUAUGGUGCGCCACCUCCUUUUAACGGUUACAGGGUAGCGUCUCAAUCCACUCCACCGCCAUCUGCUGCUAGUUAUAUGAACCAGACGGCUGGACAAUUACAGUACACGACGCAUACACAAGAUCCACACCAUCAGAAUAGUGUGUAUCCCACUUCAGCAUACAACGGCUCGUAUUUACAACCUUUGAACGGGUCCAUGCAUAGAUAAUCUCUUGUUAUAUUAUUACUUUUAUUAUUAACUUUUUUUUAUAUUAAUUAUGAUUAAAAGAUUGUUAUUUACCAUCAUAACAUAUACUUUUAUAUAAACAUACGAAAAAGAAGAAGAGAAAAUGUUACCAGUUUGUUAUAUUAAGAUGAUAACUAAAACACAAAAUUCAUUUUAUACCUUAAGGAAAGUGCAUUUGCAACAGACCGAUUCUUAUCUUUAAGUUACGUUAGUUCACAAACAGUAUUUUUUUUUAGUUGUGUAUGCUAUGCAUUAUUUUUAUUUUUUUAUUUAUCACAACAAUUUGUAUUUAAUUAUUACUCUUUCUUUCUGUUGAUUGUUGAGAUCAAUUUGUAAACGUUACGAUUCAAAAAA
Myzus persicae (green peach aphid) is the source of this 7589-nucleotide messenger RNA. It is a transcript of the gene enok, whose product is annotated as histone acetyltransferase KAT6A. The transcript has 14 exons. Gene Ontology annotation, molecular function: DNA binding; histone acetyltransferase activity. Gene Ontology annotation, biological process: regulation of DNA-templated transcription. Gene Ontology annotation, cellular component: MOZ/MORF histone acetyltransferase complex. The record is from RefSeq and is a predicted model, not a curated record. Lineage: Eukaryota; Metazoa; Arthropoda; Insecta; Hemiptera; Aphididae. Bases 720 to 7217 code for a protein of 2165 amino acids.